GUGGAUCUGGGUGUCACCAGAGGCAAACCCCUGCCCAGACUGCCUUGGAUUUCGGUGGAUCAGAGUGUCUGGAGGUUGAGGAGCUGCCAUGAAGCCCUUGGAGCAGAGCCACGUCCCCGGGCUGGUGCUGAGUGCCCUGUGUGUCCUGGCCAUGGUGUCCCCGGGCGAGGUGCCCGUCCCGGGCGAGAUCUCGGAGGAGAUCCUGGAGAAGCUCAGGACGUCGGUGGCCAGGAUUGCUGUGAACUCCACACCCUGCAGCGUCACCUGCGGGCCAGGCCUGAAGGUGGAGGAGCUGUGUGAGGUGACCCCGGCCGGGGAGAGGAGGAACUGCUCCCUGGUCAGCUCCUACUGCCUGGGCACCUUCCUGUGCGGGCUCCGGCACCUCACCGUGCCCACGGGGCAGCCCCUCCAGCUGCCCUGCCUGGCCCCCGAUGCCCCCAGGCCGGGCAACCACAGCUACAGCUACACCUGGGAGCUGGCCCGGGGCCUCAUCACCACCAACGACCUCCUGUUCGAGCCCCUGAGGAACUCCAGCCCCGCCUUGAGCUUCUCCCCCGCGCGGGAGGCGCACGCCGGGACCUACCGGUGCGACGUGCGGCUCCGGGGCACCUCCAAGCCCAUCAAGAGGGUCUACUUUGGCCUCAGGGUCAUCCCUGGAGACCUGGUGGGGCUCAGCUUCCAGCAGUCCCCGACCUGGGAGCAGAAGCUGGAGGGGAGCCUGAAGGAGGGGAGCGCGGGGAACGGCAGCCGGGAAGGGCGGGAGCGCUUCUGGGAGCAGGAGGAGUUCUACGAAGCUGUGCUGGGAAUUGGCAGCGGAGUGCUGGGGGCCAUCCUGCUCAGCCUCCUGCUCUGCUGCUGCCAGAGGCUUUGGAGAAGGAGAGGAGCAGAGAAAUGAAGGGAGAUUCCUGCA
Messenger RNA from Pipra filicauda (Wire-tailed manakin), 910 nucleotides. RefSeq names its product transmembrane protein 81 (gene TMEM81). NCBI's taxonomy places the organism in Eukaryota, Metazoa, Chordata, Aves, Passeriformes, Pipridae. The record is from RefSeq and is a predicted model, not a curated record. The transcript is spliced from 2 exons. The coding region runs from base 89 to 895 and encodes 268 amino acids.